UACGGCUCGGGCAGUACCAGCGAAGCAUCUUGGAUCCGCUGUCUACGAUGCAGACAUGGCGACGAACAUGUCUAAAAUCCAUCUUCUGAGGGAAAUUAUCACCGAGAAGCAGAGCAUGUUCGUGACGGAGAUCCUAGCGGCCGUGGAAAUGACUUUUGGCCUGUACGAGGCGGAGGCUGUGGACUUAAGGCAGAAGCUCGACCGACGGAAUAAACUGCUGGAGCUGCUGCAGCCCCGGGUUAAAUCUGAGCCCACAGAGAUACCGCUGUUCCCGCCGUGUGAAACUGGUGGACAUGUUAGACUGAAGCAGGAGGAUCAGCAAAUAAGUAUGGAUGCAGCAAUGGAUAUCAAGGAUGCCCAGAGUUUGAAUGUCCUCUCAAACCACAAGGAGGGGAAGGAAGAUGAAAGCAUCGACAAUCAACAUUCUCAGAUUACCUCCAGUCUAGAAAACUAUUUGGACCUGAAGAUCUGCAUCUUGGAGGACUGGACCAUUGAGGCAAUCUCAGACCAAGUGGACGAAGACUACCCGGUUCACGAGCUGAGGUGCCCUUCAGGCCUGCGUGAGGCCGACUUCCUGAGGCUUCUGAGGAUCACCUUCCCUCUGCUGGCCGCCGACACUCCCUUUGAGUCCUUUAUUGCCGACUCUACCAAGAGGCUGCAGCCUCUGAAGGUGGACUGUUUUACACCGGAGCAGAUCUGCAGGGCAGCCGGAAACUCUGCCCUCUACGUCCGAAUAAAAUGUCCCCCUGAGGAGGAAGCAGGAUGUGAUGAAGAGCAUGCUCCCAUUGACAAUGAAGGUUACGGCGAAGAUGCUUCCCCCAUCCAACCUCAAUCUCCUAGCGACACCAGAAACGAGGCUCCUCCUCUUCCUGCUCCUCCUCCUCUUCCUUCUCCUCAGAAGAAUCCCGUUGAUCAGAAGAGCAGACCCGAUACCAUCGUCCUCAGCGUCCGUGUUCUGGACAACCGUCUCAUCGAGGUGGUCACAAAAUCAGUGCUGAGGAGGUGCAAACCCAGGAAGCUCAGGUGUCCGGGCGGCAUGCAGGAAGCAGAGUUACUGAAGCUGCUGAGGUCCACCUUCCCAAAGCUGCGUACAGAGAAGCCGCUGGAGUAUUUCGUCACCGACAGCCUCAGGAAGCUGCUGCCUCUGAAGCUGGAGGCCGUCACCCCAGAGCGGAUCAGCGCCGCCGUUGGGGAUUCUAGCCUCUACGUCCGAGUGAAGAAAGAUCGCUCGAUCAGAGGGAGAAAAAAGAAGGUGAACAAGGCUGCUGAUCACAAAGAAGACAGGAACGACUUUUCACCCGCAUCAAAUUGGACGGCAGCGGAAAACCUGCCUCAGAGUGGCGAAGCAGACGGCUCCAUAAAUCUCAGGAUUUACCUCUUGGAGGACUCCGGGAUCGAAAACGUCACAGACGAAGUGUUGGAUAAGUAUCAGCUCCAUAACCUCCGGUGUCCUCCUGGAAUGAGCUGUGGAGACUUCCUGAAGCUGCUGAGGUCCACCUUCCCUAUGCUGGCCUCCAAGACUUACUUUGAGACCUUCAAAAGCAACCCUGACAGGAAGCUCCUACCUCUCUAUGUCAACAUAUUCACGCCUGAACAGAUCACGAGAGAGGCCGGGGAGUCGGCCCUCUUCAUCCGGCUAAAGCCUCCAGAGGACAUCCAGGUCAGAAAACGGAGCAAUUCGGAUGAUGCUCGUCCUUCCUUACGAAAAAAAAGUCCGGAUCAUAAAAAGGUCGAUGAUAAAGACGCCCCAAUGAGCCUCCAAGUCUGUUUGCUGGAGUCCGACGUUGAUGUGCUCAAGCCGCAGGCUCUUAACAAGCACAAAAUCCAUGAGCUGAAGUGUCCCUGGGGCCUGCAGGAGAAGGACUUCAUGGAUCUACUAAAGUCCAUAUUUUCUCAGCUGGCUGGUCAAGCUUUCAAGGUUUUAACUCUUCAAAGCGGGAAACUUCUACCGCUGAAGGUUAACCGCCUCGUUCCGGAAGAGAUCCAGAGGGCUAUCGGUCAUGUCGACCAAAGGUUCCCUCCACCAGUUCUCUACAUUCAGCUGCCGGUAUGUCCGUUCGCCUUUACCACAAAUCCAGAUUCCAGCUCCUUGAAGCAUCGGUUAGAAAUAAAAACCUGUUAUCGUCUGUGAAACCUUUGAAGAAACCUUCACAGAAAGAAGAUCCUAAACCUGUAGCUCAUCCCAGCACAGCAUAUCCAGACAUCCAGACCCUAAGCAACUAUGAACCAGAAGAGUUGCUCAAUCUGAAGAUCUGUAUCCUGGAUGACCCAAAAAUACAUCACAUCACCCCUUCAGGUAAACCAGCUGAUUGGAUGGCUGUCCUUUAAUCUUCUCUUUAUGCCCAGAACCACUAAAUUAUUGGUUCCAUUAUU
Cyprinodon tularosa is the source of this 2373-nucleotide messenger RNA. RefSeq lists its product as uncharacterized. The record is from RefSeq and is a predicted model, not a curated record. NCBI's taxonomy places the organism in Eukaryota, Metazoa, Chordata, Actinopteri, Cyprinodontiformes, Cyprinodontidae. The transcript is spliced from 15 exons. The coding region runs from base 56 to 2131 and encodes 691 amino acids.